UACGAGGAGGUGUAGUAAUGUACGCGGAAGCAGCAGCUGUGUGGGCACAGACCAUGGCAGAGACAGGACAGAAUGCAAACAUGAAAGUGGGAGAGAGAGAGGAUGACAUGCAGCAAAGGGCCAUGAACUGGAAGCGGACCCACAGCCUCUGCGGCAAGGACACCACCCCUGCACAUGGCAUGCCCACUCCAUCCAUGGAGCCAUUGGGGGCCCCAAAAAAUAGAGGAGGAAGAAGAACAGGAAGCAAGCCGGUGGCACCGAUGCAAGUGACAGAUUACAGGUCCUGACGAGUGACCCAUUUAAUGAGGGGUGUCUGCCAUUGCGCAGCAGCCAACUAGGUGAAGGUGGAAAAUCCACCAGGAGGAAGGAUGCUUUAAUAGCCCGGAGUCGUGGUUUGUUUCUUCAGUCCGCUCCACAUAAAAAACCCUACUGGACAUCGCCAUCUCCAGCCCAGCUCCCCCACUGUGGUCUGUCUCAGAUAAAUUGUCGCCCCCCCUCCUUAAUCUCCCAGAUUGUCGGCGACUUGCUGCAGUCGAUGCUGCAGUUUUGAGCCGCUCCUGCACCGGGACAGCUGACUCAAUGAGAAAGACAUGCUCGCAUUCGUUUUGGUCUCUGGGUCGCUCUGGAUUAUAUUAGAGCUCAGUUCCACCCUGAUGGAAAAGAUGCAGGCCAAGGAGAUGACGAGUGGCCUGAGAAUACCAGAGAUGGACGAGCUGGGACAGUUCUUUCGCUCCUUGCCAACCUCCACGCUGGUGGGCAUCGGCGCUCUGACUGCCGUGCUGGCGUACUGGUUCGCCACCAGACCCCGCCCCAUCAAGCCCCCUUGCAGCCUGCUGCACCAAUCUGAGGAGGUUCCGCAUGAGGAUGGAGGUCGCAGGUCCAUGAUGGGCGACAGCUCCAAGCUGCUGACUCAUUACCAUGACGAUGCCAGGACCAUGUAUGAGGUCUUCCAGAGGGGCCUCCACAUAUCUGGUGAUGGACCUUGCUUAGGCUCGCGGCUCCCGAACCAGCCUUACAAAUGGAUAUCCUACAAAGAGGUGACGGCCCGGGCCGAGCAUCUGGGUUCAGGCCUUCUGCACCAGGGCUGCCAGCCCAACCCCGACCAGUUCAUAGGAGUGUUCGCGCAAAAUAGGCCAGAGUGGAUCAUCUCAGAGCUAGCUUGCUACACCUACUCCAUGGUUGUGGUUCCCCUCUAUGAUACACUUGGCCCAGACGCCAUACGGUUCAUCAUUAACACUGCUGACAUCUCCACAGUCAUCUGUGACAAAGUGGAAAAAGCUCAGGUGCUUCUGGAGAACGUGGAGCGAAAGGAGACUCCAGGCCUGCAAAGAAUCAUCCUGAUGGAUGACUUUGACUCCGCCCUUAUGGAGCACGGCAAGCGCUGCGGCGUCCACGUGCAGGCCUUGCAGGAAGUCGAGGCUCUGGGCAGAGAGCACCACAGAAAACCUAUACCACCAGCACCAGACGACCUUUCUAUUGUGUGUUUCACCAGUGGAACCACAGGAAACCCAAAAGGAGUCAUGCUCAGCCAUGGAAACGUGGUGGCAGAUUUCUCAGGCUUCCUUAAAGUAACAGAUAAAGUUAUCUUUCCCAACCAAGAUGAUUGCCUCAUUUCCUUCCUGCCACUGGCACACAUGUUCGAGAGGCUAAUCGAGGUGUACGAGGCAUAUGGCCAGACAGAGUGCACAGCUGGCUGCACCUUCACCACACCUGGAGACUGGACCCCAGGUCAUGUCGGGGCCCCGCUGCCGUGCAACCUCAUCAGACUGGUGGAUGUGCCUGAGAAGAACUACUUUGCCUCUAAGGGAGAGGGAGAGGUUUGUGUGAAGGGACCAAAUGUGUUUAAGGGCUAUCUCAAAGACCCCGAGAGGACGGCCGAGACGCUGGAUGCAGAUGGCUGGCUUCACACGGGAGACAUCGGCAAAUGGUUACCUAAUGGCACACUGAAGAUCAUUGACAGGAAGAAGCACAUCUUCAAGUUGGCUCAGGGCGAGUACAUCUCCCCUGAGAAGAUCGAAAACAUCUACAUCAGGAGUGAGCCUGUGGCCCAGCUCUAUGUUCAUGGAGAUAGCCUGCAGUCCUGUUUGGUGGGCAUUGUGGUUCCUGACCCUGAGGUCAUGCCUGAAUGGGCCAGGAAAAAAGGCAUAAUAGGCACCUAUAAGGACCUCUGUAAAAACACGGAAUUGAAGAAGGCAAUGCUUGAAGAUUUGGUGCGUCUUGGCAAGGCCAGUGGCCUCCACUCUUUUGAACAGGUUAAGAACAUCUACAUCCACAACGAGAUGUUCUCCAUUGUAAACGGCCUCCUGACCCCGACACUAAAGGCCAAGAGGCCGGAGCUGAAGGAGUUUUUCAAGGAGAAGAUUGACCAACUCUAUAGCAGCAUCUCCAUGUGAAGGCCAGCGGACCUCAUUUUCCUUCAAGUAUCUUAGAUCUGCUUUGACCAUUGACCUGCAGUGGGACAAAGAUGUGACACCUUAGGCUUAAAAUGCUUUUGGAAAGCAAGAAGCCAAAUCUGUCCCUCCAAUGGAAGAUUUAAAACACCUUGAAUAAAAACAAAUCAAAGAAAUUAAGUGAAAUACAAUAAA
Plectropomus leopardus (leopard coralgrouper) is the source of this 2585-nucleotide messenger RNA. The record is from RefSeq and is a predicted model, not a curated record. Lineage: Eukaryota; Metazoa; Chordata; Actinopteri; Perciformes; Serranidae.